Molecule: messenger RNA, 1611 nt
Organism: Ceratotherium simum simum (southern white rhinoceros)
Lineage: Eukaryota; Metazoa; Chordata; Mammalia; Perissodactyla; Rhinocerotidae
Gene: GNA15
Product: G protein subunit alpha 15
Biological process (GO): phospholipase C-activating dopamine receptor signaling pathway; adenylate cyclase-modulating G protein-coupled receptor signaling pathway
Cellular component (GO): cytoplasm; heterotrimeric G-protein complex
Molecular function (GO): G protein-coupled receptor binding; GTPase activity; guanyl nucleotide binding
Source: RefSeq, a predicted model, not a curated record
GGCCCCGCCCUCCCCGGGGUGUGCACCUCAUCUCUGUGUCACCCGUCAACCUGUUUGGCCAGGCCCGGGCAGGUCUGAGGAUGGGUGGGGAGCCCUGAGCCGCCCCACCUUCUCUCCUCCUCCUCCUCCUCUGCCGCCCCGCCCUGGGCCUGGCGCUCAGGCCUCGCUGAGCUGGGCCACCCGGGUGCCCGAGGCCAGGAGAUCGGGGGUCUCUAGGGGGUGGCCCCUUCGCACCUGGCUGCUAGGAGGCCUCCCCGGAGCCGGCCGGGGGGGGGUGCCCUCCCCAGGGGGGCCGGGGCCAUGCCGCCUGGCGCCCUCUGAGGCCCCGACCAUGGCCCGCUCGCUGACCUGGCGCUGCUGCCCCUGGUGCCUGACCGAGGACGAGAAGACGGCCGCCCGGAUCGACCAGGAGAUCAACAAGAUCCUCCUGGAACAAAAGAAGCGGGACCGGGGGGAGCUGAAGCUACUGCUGCUGGGCACGGGCGAGAGCGGGAAAAGCACAUUCAUCAAGCAGAUGCGGAUCAUCCACGGGGCGGGCUACUCGGAGGAGGACCGCAAGGGCUUCCGGCCCCUGGUCUACCAGAACAUCUUCGUGUCCAUGCGCGCCAUGCUCGAGGCCAUGGACCGGCUGCAGAUCCCCUUCAGCAGGCCCGAGAGCAAGCACUACGCCAGCCUGGUCAUGAGCCAGGACCCCUACAAGGUGACCACGUUCGAGAAGUGCUGCGCGGUGGCCAUGCAGUGGCUGUGGAGGGACGCCGGGGUCCGGGCCUGCUAUGAGCGCCGGCGGGAGUUCCAGCUGCUCGACUCGGCCGUGUACUACCUGUCCCACCUGGAGCGCAUCACCGAGGAAGGCUACAUCCCCACGGCGCAGGACGUGCUCCGCAGCCGCAUGCCCACCACCGGCAUCAACGAGUACUGCUUCUCCGUGCAGAAAACCAACCUGCGGAUCGUGGACGUCGGGGGCCAGAAAUCAGAACGCAAGAAGUGGAUCCACUGCUUCGAGAACGUGAUCGCCCUCAUCUACCUGGCCUCGCUGAGCGAGUAUGACCAGUGUCUGGAGGAAAAUAACCAAGAGAACCGAAUGAAGGAGAGCCUGGCCCUGUUUGGGACCAUCCUGGAACUGCCCUGGUUCAAAAGCACCUCCAUCAUCCUCUUCCUCAACAAAACCGACAUCCUGGAGGAGAAGAUCCCCACCUCUCACCUGGCUACCUACUUUCCCAGCUUCCAGGGCCCCAAGCAGGACGCGGAGGCGGCCAAGCACUUCAUCCGGGACAUGUACGUCGGCAUGUAUGCCGGCUGCAUGGACGGCGCCGACGGGGACCAGAAGGGCAUGCGCUCCCGGCGCCUCUUCAGCCACUACACGUGCGCCACGGACACGCAGAACAUCCGCAAGGUCUUCAAGGACGUGCGGGACUCGGUCCUGGCCAGAUACCUGGACGAGAUCAACCUGCUGUGACCCAGGCCCCGCCGCCCCCGGGCUCGGGCCGCGCAUGGCAGGCGGGACCUGCGGGCGAGUGGGCAGGAGGUCCGCCUGGAUGCCCCCUGGGGCUCCAGCCCCAGGCUCAGGUGGCGGAAGGGCCACGAGAGAGUCGGAGAUGGAAAGCUGGUCGC